UUAUGAUGGCGCUCUGACUCGAGAACGAGAGGCAAGCGGAGCGGAUACCUGCAGGAAUAAAGAAAGAAAGGGGAAAAAAAUAGUGGGAACGAUUUUUGCAUGUUCUCGAGGAAAUAAGAACAUCGACAGGGGUUUCGAUUGUCCAAGCCCACCUGCACCGAGGCGCUGUGCCCAGUCGCUUAGUGCCACCUGUUUCUUUCUGGUGGCAGUUCAGCGCUAUAUCUGCAAUCGCUAAGGUGCGAGGAAAGCCUGCCGGACUUCUCUGGAUUCUCACCGCUGUCUUUCGGAGCCUGCAGGGAAGUUUGGAUUUUUGGACUCACACGGACAAGCGGAGAUGUUCCCGGUGGGAUUUGUCUGCUGCAAGGUGAUCUCGUGAAAGAAAAUCAAAGGGAAAACAAUUAAGACAUGCUGUCCGUGGGGUACCCCUCACAGAACCUGGCCCGUGUGGUGGUCUGGGAGUGGCUCAACGAGCAUGGCAGGUGGCGACCCUACAGCGCUGCAGUGUGCCACCACAUCGAGAACGUCUUGAAAGGGGACCCGCGGGGCACUGUCGUCCUGGGGCAGGUGGACCCCCAGCUGGCUCCUUACAUCAUCGACCUGCAAUCCAUGCACCAGUUCCGACAGGACACAGGAACAAUGAGACCUGUACAAAGAAAUUUCUAUGACCCCUCAUCUGCCCCUGGGAAAGGUGUUGUAUGGGAGUGGGAAAAUGACACUGGCUCUUGGACACCCUACGACAUGGAAAUCUGUGUAACAAUUCAGAAUGCAUAUGAGAAGCAACAUCCUUGGCUUGACCUUACCUCUCUGGGCUUCUGCUACCUCAUUGACUUUAACAGCAUGGCGCAGACCAACCGUCAGAGCCAGCGUAAGAGGAGGUUGCGUAGGAGAAUGGACCUAGCCUACCCACUCACGAUGGGCUCUAUCCCAAAGUCACAAUCCUGGCCUGUUGGCCCCAGCUUGGGACAGCCCUGUUCUUGCCAGCAGUGCAUCUUGGUGAAUAGUACACGAGCUGCCUCCAAUGCUAUUUUGGCCUCCCAGCGCCGCAAAGUCUAUGCUGGCACCAAUGGGGCCUCUGGGACUCUGACUAUUGUGCGGCAGAGCAACACAUUUGCAGGCACAACCCUGUGGUCUGCUGCAUCUUCUGUCAGCGGCAGCUCAGCCAAACCAGAGCAAGUGCAGCCACCAGGAGCGCUCUCCACCUUCCCCAGGCUCCCACCUCCACCAGCACCUACUGCUGUCUCAGGCCAGAAUAAUUUAAACCGUCCAGGGACUCAGCGCACAGCAAUAGUCAGUACACGAGGCUCCAUUCCACCUGGGGUACCUGCACUUCCAGUGAAAAAUUUAACUGGAUCAGGACCGGUUCACCCAGCUUUGGCAGCAGGGAUGACUGGCAUACUGAUGUGUGCUGCUGGCCUCCCAGUGUGUCUGACUCGUGCCCCUAAACCUAUUCUGCACCCUCCACCUGUCAAUAAGAGUGACUUGAAGCCUGUGCCUGGGGUCAAUGGUAUUCGUCGCAAAAUGAAAAAGAAGCAGUUAAGGAAAGGAAAGAACCCAGAGGAUGUUGUGCGAAGAUACAUGGAGAAAGUCAAGGUUAUUCCUGAUGAGGACUGUACCAUCUGCAUGGAAAGACUAGCAACAGCAUCUGGCUAUGAUGGUGUUCUCGGCCACAAAGGGGUGAAACCCGAGUUGGUAGGCAAACUUGGCAAAUGUGGUCAUAUGUUCCACUUCUUGUGCCUGGUAGCCAUGUACAGUAAUGGAAACAAGGAUGGCAGUUUGCAGUGUCCUACUUGUAAAGCUAUCUAUGGGGAGAAGACGGGUACACAGCCACCAGGGAAGAUGGAGUUCCAUGUAAUUCCUCAUUGCCUGCCUGGCUAUCCUGAAUGUAAAACUAUUCGAAUUGUCUAUGAUAUUCCAACUGGCAUCCAGGGACCAGAGCACCCAAACCCAGGGAAGAAGUUUAGUGCUCGAGGAUUCCCUCGACAUUGCUACUUGCCAGAUAAUGAAAAAGGCAGAAAGGUCUUAAAACUUUUGAUUGUUGCGUGGGAUCGCCGGCUGAUUUUUACCAUUGGCACAUCUAACACGACAGGGGAGUCGGACACUGUGGUCUGGAAUGAAAUCCAUCACAAGACAGAGUUCGGCUCAAACCUGACUGGACACGGAUAUCCAGACCCCAACUAUCUGGACAAUGUGCUUACCGAACUGUCUGCCCAGGGAGUGACAGAAGAAAGUCUGAAGGACUGAGGGAGAAAUGGGAAUUCGUGUCACUUUAAAAUUUCUCACUGAAUGGGUUUUUUCCUAGAAUGAACCAAAUGGAGAACAAAUCUUUUAGUGACUUACUGAAGAAAUCAAAUUUUAAAAAUGCUUUAGUGCAUUGGGCACAAAUCACUGUGCCAAAAAGUAGCAGAGACAAGUCAGUGGUGUCAGAUGGAAAAAGAACUGCACCAGUAAUGGUUUAAUGAUAGAUGGGGAUGCUGUUUAAGACUUCGGUUUCUGUUCAGGCAGCUUCACAAAAUGCAGUCAGAAGGGAGUCAACAAAAUUUAAGUUUGCCUAUGUAGAGAUGCCUGUUACAAAAACUUGAGCACCUCAGUAUGAAAACCGCAAUCCGUGCCGGUCAUGAUGCAGUCACUUCUAAAAAUGUUUAUACUUGAGUGGUUCUUCUUAGGCAGCUGUAUUGCGGAUGAAAUAGGCAUUCCUGACCGACUGUUUGGUAAUGGAAACUGACCAUUACCUACAAUAUAUGAUUGUCUGAUAGGACUUAAGUGGGCACUUCCCUGCUUUCAUCCUCUGCUUAUGCCAUAAUUGAUGUACAUUUUCUAUGAUUUAGUUAAACUUAAAAGUACAUUCAGGUGUAGUACAUUCAGCUAUAGUUUUAUAACUUAUUUUCUUUACAGCUGGCUUGUGCUCAAAGGCAACUGUUGCCGUUUUGGGUUUCUUGUGACCCUAAAUAGAUUAGGAGGAAAAGAUAAUAUAAGGAUCUUGAGGUUUAUUUAUGUUAAAGUGAUAAGCAGAGCUUAAAGCCUGAAAACUUAUUUGCACCAGCGGUAUAGAGCGGUGUACCACAGUGGUUGACUUUCAGUGGCAGAAAAUUCUUUGUCCAACCCUACUUUUUAAGUCAACAGAGAAGGAGGAAAAAAUGCAGCAUACUGUAAAACCUAACAAUAUUGGAGGUGGUUUCUUCCUCUGCUCAAGACUUUUUUUUUUUUAAAUAAAAUGUAUAAAUAUACAUUUAUGACUUAAUUCAGAUUUGAAUGCAACCAGUCAGAAAGUUCAUGCCUGUUUUUAGAGAGUUCAUCUAAAUUGACCUUGAAUGUUGCCUGUUACACUGACUGUACAGAAGCAGUGUCAACACAUUAGCCUUUUUCUUUUGAAGACACUCUGCCAGGCUGAGGUCUUCUCUGACCUAUGGUGGUGCUGAAAUCAUCAAACAUGCACUUGGGUUUAUAAACAAAAGACUUGAUUAUUGAAAUACUGCAAUGCAUACUACAACAAGACUUCACCUUCAAAACUCUUUUAAGUGGACCUAGAAUGCUGUUUCCCCAAGUUGUUUUGUUGUAUUUGCAACCACAUCCUUGUUGCAUUGAUCCUUUUGAUCCUCCACAGCCUACACUUGUUUUUUAAUAAGGCGUGUAAUCACUUGAACACUUUCCUUGUUGCACAAACAGACUUUAAUGGCAUGGUUUCCUUAAAUCUAUCCUCCAUUCCACACAUACCUAUUAAUUUGGCAAGAAGAUACUAAGCAGGUAGACUUAAAAAGAAAUCUCCAUUCUGUGAAGGGUAAGCUCCUUUCCACUUUGGAAAUGAUUGCUGGGGAACAUGCCCCUUUUCCUUACAACAACAACAUUUAUUUAUAUAGCACAUUUUCAUACAAAAAAAAUGUAGCUCAAAGUGCUUUAAAAAAUGAAGAA
Molecule: messenger RNA, 3906 nt
Organism: Polypterus senegalus (gray bichir)
Lineage: Eukaryota; Metazoa; Chordata; Cladistia; Polypteriformes; Polypteridae
Gene: dtx1
Product: deltex 1, E3 ubiquitin ligase
Exons: 9
Coding region: 406-2241 (611 amino acids)
Biological process (GO): Notch signaling pathway; protein ubiquitination
Cellular component (GO): nucleoplasm
Molecular function (GO): zinc ion binding; ubiquitin protein ligase activity
Source: RefSeq, a predicted model, not a curated record